AUGGCUCGGGCCAAGGAGGCAGUAGCUGUGGAGGGGGCCUCGGCUCUGCGGAGCUUUGACGUCCGCCUGAUGUCCCACCUUAACAGCCUGAGCCAGCUUGUCCUUGGUUGUGCUCUAGUGCCAGAGUUUACCCCUCCUGGGAAACCCACUGACGAGCGCACGGCGGUGGAGUAUUUAUUGGGCCAGACCAACAGAGGGGACCUGCUUGCUCCUGCACCUGCCCCUGAAAACCCCUCACAGGUGCUUGAGGAGGAGGAGGAGGAGGAGGAGGAGGAGGAGGCAUAUGCCCCCAUACACAUGCCAGAGCUGUUGGCUGGUGAUGCGAGGGACCAGUUGUUGGAGGGGGACACUGAACCCACUGAACCUGUCACACCCAAGACCAGCCAAUGUGACUCCAGAGGUGUUGUGGGAUGGGAGAGUGUGGACGCCCUGGCAGCCUAUCUCGUUGGCCUGAACCGCACCACCACUGCUCUGUCAGCCAAGGAGGAGGCAGACAUAGUCCCAAGAGACAGGGGUGGUGCCUCCUUGUACCUUGACAUCUCCUCUUCUGCCUGGGCUUGUGUGGUUCUGUUUCUCACCGCAGGACCUGCACUGUACAGCCAGAAGGGUAAAAAGAAGGGACAGGUGUCAGCAGGACCAUGGAGAGCACCCAGAAAGCCCAGUGGCUCUGCUCCAGGACAGCAGGCGGCAGAAAGACUGUACAUGAUUCAUGGCCAAGCAGCUCAGGACCCUGAAGCAAACAGAGUCAGUGAGUGUGUUUGCCUCAGACUGGCCAAAGAGUUUGAUCAGGCACGCAACAGGCCAAAGGACGUAAAGGGCAAGACCAUGCCCAUCCCACAGUCCAUCGUCAGCGUCUACAGCCACCUCAGACAGCUGCUGGAGGACAGCAGGGUGGUCCUGGGUCAGACCAACGUGGUGCUGGUACCAGUCAACAACACCACUGUCUCCUCAUGGCUGCUCAGGAGGGACAAGAGGAAGGACAGGGACAUGCUUCUGCAGGGCACUGUUCUUCCAAAACAGCUGCACCAGGCCAAGGAGCCUCUGCCUUCAGUGAGCACUCUCCCUGCUGCCCCUGAACCACAUGCUCAGGAGAUGACUUUUGAAGAGCCUGAGAAUCGUGAGGGAGAAGCUUUCCCCCGCCAGCGAAAUGUUGCAGGACCCAGCCAACCUGUGCCUCAUCCACCACCUCCCCCUUUCCCUUCACAAUAUGGACCAGCUCCUCCUCUCCAGCAAGCCCCUCAUUUACAUCACCCUCCAUUUCCCCAUGUUCCUCCACAUCUGCACCCCCAAUACCCUUAUCCUCCUCCAUUCCCCCAUGCUCCACCUUUUCAAUAUGCUCCUCCACUUCCACAAGCUCCUCCACUCCCCCAUGCUCCUCCGUGUCCCGAGGCUCCUCCGCUGCAGCAGCCUCCAGCAGGCCUUCCCUCUCAGCCAAGGCAGCGUGCAUGGAGGCUGAAUAAAGCUGCCCAGGAGGAUGAGGAGCGAGCAUUAAGGGGCGAACCACCGAAGAAGAGGUUGGCCAAAGAAAAGUACCACUACACCUGCAAGCAGUGUGGGGAGAACAAGAGCAAGACCACAGGACACACGCAGGUGAAAGGGCGGUGGUACUGUCCGGCCUCAGGUCUGACCCUGGAAGACUGGAGGAGGAGCCUCAACUGA
Knipowitschia caucasica is the source of this 1659-nucleotide messenger RNA. The record is from the annotation of a GenBank genome assembly. Lineage: Eukaryota; Metazoa; Chordata; Actinopteri; Gobiiformes; Gobiidae.